AUAUGACUUGCCUAUUUGUGAAUCUGGCUCCCCAACUCCUCGCUUCACUUCACCUGUGCUUCCCUCUUCUGCGCUCUUCGCAGGCGCCCGCCAGCCUCUGGCCACCUCUGCCGCCUGCCAGGCACCUCCUCUCGCGCUCUCCCCGAUCUCGCCCACCCACCGCCCUCCUUCCAGUGCCUCGUUGGUUUGGGUGGCUGCUCCGCUCUGGGUUCCUCCUCCUCUCCUCUUUCUCUCCGGUCCUUCUCGUUCUCUUCCUCCGGCUGCUGCUGCUGCUGCUGCUGCCGCUGCCGCUGCCGCUUUACAUCUAGUUGGGAAACCCGGGAAGCAGGCGGCUGCUCCAUGGCGCUUUUCCAGAAAGCUCAGGGUUAAUAGCCUUGGCGCCCUCCACCGAUACUCCCAGGAACGCGAGAAGAACUCUUCCACCUGCCUGGCAGUUCUGCAUUGCAUCUCAUGGAAGUGGAAACAGGAAAAAAACAAAUGUUCAAACUCCUUGGAUGUUGGAAUAAACUAACCUGAACCUACUUGGGUCUCCUGCUGCCGCCUCCUCUUCCUUCAUUUCCACCUUUCCUCUGUGGCUUCCCGGAGUGUACAGUUAAGUCAUCAGACUGGAGGUGCCCAGACACCAGGAGGAAGCCGCGCUGGUCCUCCCUGACAUGUGUGACAUGCCGCGGCUCCCUGGGAGGUUUGCUAGACCUGGGUGGACUCUGGCAUUCUAAAUUUCAAUCUGGGGAAAGGAGGGCUUUGCUUUUUAUCUCUCUCUCUUUUUUAAGUAUAUCUUUCCCCCUCUCCUUUUAACUGACUCAUCGUUGUCUUGAAAGAGCUGAUUGCUUCCCUCUUCCCAAAAUUCGGGUAACUCUUCUUCCUACUAUGAUGGGCCCUUGGGCAUCAUGAACUUCAUUAUUCCUCCUUGGCUGGAAUUUAAACUGCCCAUCUGUAGUGGUCCAGUGCGUUGACCAUGCACCUGAGAAUCCACGCGAGACGGAGCCCUCCUCGCCGGCCGGCCUGGACGCUUGGGAUCUGGUCACUCUUCUGGGGAUGUAUCGUCAGCUCUGUGUGGAGUUCCUCUAAUGUAGCUUCCUCCUCCUCCUCCUCCUCUUCCUCACCGGGGUCUCACUCUCAGCUCGAGCACCAUUUCCAUGGCAGCAAGCACCACUCCGUGCCUAUUUCUAUUUAUCGCUCCCCUGUUUCCCUUCGAGGAGGGCACGCUGGCGCCACAUACAUCUUUGGGAAAAGCGGUGGCCUCAUCCUGUACACCUGGCCGGCCAAUGACAGGCCCAGCACGCGCUCCGACCGCCUCGCUGUGGGCUUCAGCACCACUGUGAAGGAUGGCAUCUUGGUCCGCAUUGACAGUGCUCCAGGACUCGGCGACUUCCUCCAGCUCCACAUAGAACAGGGGAAAAUAGGAGUCGUCUUCAAUAUUGGCACAGUGGACAUCUCCAUCAAAGAGGAGAGAACCCCCGUCAAUGAUGGCAAAUACCACGUGGUGCGCUUCACCAGGAAUGGAGGCAAUGCCACCCUGCAGGUGGACAACUGGCCAGUGAAUGAGCAUUACCCCACAGGCCGGCAGUUAACCAUCUUCAACACUCAGGCGCAAAUAGCCAUCGGUGGAAAGGACAAAGGACGCCUCUUCCAAGGCCAACUCUCUGGACUCUAUUAUGAUGGUUUGAAAGUACUGAACAUGGCAGCUGAGAACAACCCCAAUAUAAAAAUCAAUGGAAGUGUCCGGCUGGUAGGAGAAGUCCCGUCAAUUUUGGGAGCAACACAGACGACCUCCAUGCCACCAGAAAUGUCUACCACUGUCAUGGAAACCACUACUACAAUGGCAACCACCACAACCCGUAAGAAUCGCUCUACAGCCAGCAUUCAGCCAACAUCAGAUGACCUUGUUUCAUCUGCUGAAUGUUCAAGUGAUGACGAAGACUUCAUUGAAUGUGAACCCAGUACAGGAGGUGAAUUAGUAAUCCCUCUUCUUGUAGAAGACCCUUUAGCUACCCCUGCUAUUGCUACUCGUGCACCUUCCAUUACUCUCCCCCCUACCUUUCGCCCCCUCCUCACCAUUAUUGAGACCACCAAAGAUUCCCUGUCCAUGACCUCUGAGGCGGGGUUACCUUGCUUGUCGGACCAAGGCAGCGAAGGUUGUGAUGAUGAUGGCUUGGUGAUAUCUGGGUAUGGCUCAGGGGAAACCUUUGACUCUAACCUGCCCCCUACCGAUGAUGAAGAUUUUUACACCACCUUCUCCUUGGUAACAGAUAAGAGUCUUUCCACUUCAAUCUUCGAAGGUGGCUACAAAGCACAUGCGCCCAAGUGGGAAUCCAAGGACUUUAGACCUAACAAAGUCUCGGAAACUGGUAGGACUACUACCACAUCUUUGUCCCCUGAGCUGAUCCGCUUCACAGCUUCCUCCUCGUCCGGGAUGGUGCCCAAAUUGCCAGCUGGCAAAAUGAAUAACCGUGAUCUCAAACCCCAGCCUGAUAUAGUCUUGCUUCCGUUGCCCACUGCCUAUGAGCUAGACAGCACCAAACUGAAGAGCCCACUAAUUACUUCCCCCAUGUUCCGUAAUGUGCCCACAGCAAACCCCACGGAGCCGGGAAUCAGACGGGUCCCGGGGGCCUCAGAGGUGAUCCGGGAGUCGAGCAGCACAACAGGGAUGGUCGUCGGCAUUGUGGCUGCUGCCGCCCUCUGCAUCUUGAUCCUCCUGUAUGCCAUGUACAAGUACAGGAACAGGGACGAGGGGUCCUAUCAAGUGGACGAGACGCGGAACUACAUCAGCAACUCGGCGCAGAGCAACGGCACGCUCAUGAAGGAGAAGCAGCAGAGCUCCAAGAGCGGCCACAAGAAGCAGAAGAACAAGGACAAAGAGUACUACGUGUAAACGUGGCCACGUUGACAACAGACGAAUUUAAAAAUGGAAUUCUUUAUAUACGCGUACGCACAUACUGUGACCGUGAGAGGUGACAGGUGCCAGAACUGUUCUAACCGAGAUGGGGUGUACUGUGACUAGGGUGGAGAUGCCACUUACAGAGAUGGAUCUCUCUGCAAACUUCAGCCGAGGCUGCUGCGUUUCAGUCAUCGCUCGGAGACAGUUCUUUCUGCCCUGCUGUAUCAUAUAAAGCACACACUUUGCGCUCUGGAGCAAGCCAGUGGCUCCAGCACUUUCGCGGACUUGGAAGCUUCCUUCUCUGAGGACCUUUGUCAAAAGGUAGAAGACUUCAUGGCUUACUUGUUCCAUAACUCCAAGUGAGUCUGUAAUGAUGUUUGUGAAGCUUGACUGUAACAAUGUUCUUUUCUUUUGUUUCAUUAUGUAAAAAACCAAAACAGGAAAAAAAAAAAAAAAAAAAGAACAGACAUAAAAAAAAACAAAAAAAACACAACCUUUAUCUGGUUUCGGCCAGCGUGUGUGUAACUUUUCAAGAUCUGAGGGGAAAAAUGGCUUUUGGGUUUUUGUUUAUUUAUUUGCUUAUUUAUUUGAGAGUGACUGGACAUAAGAAGAGAAAAAAAAAAUAAACUCAGAAAACAAAAGUGAGAGAGACUCUUGCCAUAUGAACUCAAAAGCUACCAUGGUGUUCACUCUACAUAUCAGGUUGUGGUGUCUCUAGAAUCUGUUGUUUGUUUCCUAUAAGAUGCUUUGCUGAGCACAUAGCAAAAUUCCAUCUGGUGGAUGAUACUGAUUUGAAAAGCUGGUUCCCCAGGAUCUAAUUCCAGAAUUUGCCACCCAGAUCCUAACUAUGCAGGUUUUGGGCUGGUUAUAUCAGAGCUAUUGGCUUUCCUUCCCAAUGUUGUUCCUGUACGUUAACCCAGCCAAAUUGUAUUGAAGGGGAAAGCCCCGCUGACUACAACACAGCCUUUCCUAGGGAAGGGGGGGUGGGCUGGAUCUGUAACGGAUUGAAAUGCAUGCAAAUAAAAAAGAAAAGACAAUACGAAAGUUUGUUCAAUAAUCCAAACAGACAAUUAGGGGAGUUCAACUUGUGAUGGAACCACGGAAGGUCACACAAGCCAAACACGUCAUGACAGAGUGAAAAAUAUUCGUACACAGUUCUUUCCCUGCCCCCAACACGAUGAUGGUUUUCAUAGUUGUUUAAUUUUGUAGCCUGACACAUACGGAUAUCUCCAUCCUUCCAUCUGCUCACUUCUCCCUGCGCCCAUCUUUUUUAAAAAAGAAAUAAAUAAAUGAAUAAAGCUGCUGUGACACACACACAAAAGGAAUUUAAUAGUAUAAUAUAUAUAAAUAAAUAUAUAUACAGAUAUAUUUAUCAUGGUAUGUUUGAUGGGAUGACUGACACAGGAAAUCUGUUAAAGUCUUGAAGUGGAAUGAGAAUGUUGUUUUAACAGAAAAUAAUAACGUGACAAAAAAAGCAAACCUUAAAAUGUGAAGAAAGUGUGAGUUUUAGUUUUGUCACAGUUAACUGUGUCAAAGAGAAUUAAAAAAAAAAAUCUUCUCAGAUUUUGUUUACAUAUUUUACUACAUUUUUGCUGGUACAAUUCCUUAGUCACCUAUGUACAUACUGCUUUAAAAACUGUUUUUUCCUUUCUAUUUGUUUAUUUCAGUUGUCUGGUUUAUAUUCCAGUUGUCUUUUUUUUUUCUUUUUGUAAAGAGGAAACAAUGUACAGAAAAAAAAAAAUACACUGGUUUUGUGGCCAUAGCGUUUUAAAAAGCAAGAGACAGAGCAAGACAAAUAUUCACUCAAAAAAUCAAGUGUGGCCUCUGGAGGGUCAGAUAUAUACAAUUUCUUUUGUACAGAUGAAAAACAAACAGCUGUUUAGAUUUAGAAAUCUACUCUUGCUGGUCUUUGUAAGUUGCAUGAGUAUUUGACUUUGAAAAAAUAUCUUCAAGAUAUGGGGCAAAAAGCGCAAUCUCAAUGAUAGCCUUUACUAAUGUGUACGAAAAGAGGCGUUCCUCAUUAUCGGCUAUUUCAAUGUGUUAAGAUUUUUUGAUUUUUUUGUUGUCAUGAAAAAGACAGGAUUAUAAAGAGAUAUCAAAGCACGAUUUUAGAUAACCUAAAUGGCCCAGCCUAUAUGAAGUUGAUUAUAUCUUGAUGUCUAUAAAAGAUUGCUGUUCUUGGAGUCUUGAGGUCUUGUGAACUGAUUUCCUGCUUUCUUUCCUUACAUUUUUUUAAUUUGAGUAAAAAUACAUUUGUUACAUUCCUUUUAGCGUAAGUUUCUAUUUGGACAAUUUUAUGGGAACAUGUGCAUUCUGUAUGUGAGCUUCUAUCAUAUUCCUGUUGUUUUAUUAGCAGACCCAAAAGGAGUUUUAUUUUAUAAUGUUGUGAUGUUACUACUUUUUCUUUUUCCUUUUUCCUUUUAUUUCGUAUUUGCAUUUUCGUUCCAGGAUAUGCUUAGCAAUAAAAUGUUCUUCCCAAAACCUUGUUUGAUGAUACACUUUUAUUUUCUUAACAUUUGGGAAAAUAUCUUGAACUGUCAUAGUUUACGAAAAGCCAAACAAGCUAGGACCACUUUAAUAUAAUAUAAAAUAUUCUAAGCAGUUGCUAGUUACUGACAUAAAUUUAUUGAAAAUGUCAAAUUUAUAGGACAAACAAUUAUUGUCUGUUACUUUAGACAUUAUUGUUUUGAUCGCUGUGAUUGAAUAAGCGGGAAGAGAAGCACUUUUCUGAAAAGGGAAGAUGACAGAGGCAUUUUAUUGUAAAAAAGAGUAUUAGAUACUAU
This is a messenger RNA of Otolemur garnettii (small-eared galago), 5661 nucleotides long. It is a transcript of the gene NRXN3, whose product is annotated as neurexin 3. The record is from RefSeq and is a predicted model, not a curated record. Bases 956 to 2872 code for a protein of 638 amino acids. NCBI's taxonomy places the organism in Eukaryota, Metazoa, Chordata, Mammalia, Primates, Galagidae. The transcript has 6 exons.